Molecule: messenger RNA, 1886 nt
Organism: Brassicogethes aeneus
Lineage: Eukaryota; Metazoa; Arthropoda; Insecta; Coleoptera; Nitidulidae
Source: the annotation of a GenBank genome assembly
ACCCAGACAACAUCCAUGAUUAUCAUACAAGCGUCACGUCGUGAUUAUCACGAGUUUAACUCAACUGAGGUCCUGAUGAGCUCACGUGUGAGAAAUAAAAAUCAUCUCGUGAUUUUUGCUGAGAUCCGUUACAUUACAAUAUGCAUUUGAAUUUUCGCGCAUGCGCGAUUUGAUGAGAUGAGCUGGUUUAUUUAGAAAAUGGUGCUUGUUCUGUGUUACUUAUAAUUUGUGGUUGCUAAUACGAAGAUAAAUUGUGAAUUUACCGAUUAUUUUUAACGAUUCAGUAAGAGUACCUAAAUAUGUCUAAUGAGGACAAGGAAGUUGGAGAAAACAAAAGAAAAAGAAAAGAAAUGCCAAAAACUAAAUUCGGACGAGUACCUUAUAAAAAUCCUAAAUACAUGACGACAUCGUCGGAUGAAUCCGGUCCAAAAUCCCCAAAACUUUGUAACAAGGGAAAAUCAAGCAUUAUUGAAGAAUGGACACGACUGAGAGAACUUGCAGAGCAUACAAAAAAAAGAAGCGAAACUUCAAAUUCAAACAUGGAAAAGUUGAAUUUAAAAGAAUGCAUCCAAAAACCAAAAGUAGUUAAUGCUUCGGAAGUUAUUCCCCAGGCUAAAAUUGAUGCUGAAAUUUUCUGCCCUCCAAGAGUAGAUAUGGAAAAUGAAAUACAGACUUUGUUGACAACAGUUAUGGAUACAAAUGAAAGAGUAAAGAAUCUCGAACAGCAAAACAUUGUUUUACAGGAGGCAGUCAGUGACAAUUCAAAAAAGAUAGUGUCUCUUGAAAGAGCUUUAAACAAAAAAAAUACAAUGAGAUCAAUUUUAAGGGUUCAGGGUUAUCCCAUAAAAACCCUUGAACAAUUUUAUAUAAUGGAAAACCCCGAAAAUGAGGAGGCGAGAAUAAAAAUGGGAAAACGUUUAUUAACCCUUGGGGCAAUAACCAUGCGGGAAUUUGCAAGUAUGGCGAUAAAAGAGACUGUGAGUGAUGAAGUCAUCACCAAAUUUACCUGGGAAGGAAAUCAAAACAUGAAGAAAUUUGACAACACACAACUCAGCACUCUCAUAUUUGAUUCUGCAAAAGAAUGCGAGAUGUUCGAAGGCCCUAGUUGCAUCGCCGAAUUCAAAACUCAUAUCUCUGAGGUUUUCAGGGCAACGAAACAACGAUUCAAAAAAUCAAAAAAGGCCCUUCAUUCCAAAAACUCUGAAGAAGAAAAUGAGGAACAGAGGAUGGAGGAUAUCCUCCGUCUAUUAGAAAAAUAAAAAAUAGUUCUGCCAAACUGCAUCCCUUGAAAGUGAUAUAUUCAGAAUCAUUUUCAUCAAAUAUAGUUUCACAGUGAUAUGACAAGUAUUUAUUUUAAUAUUUUUAAGUUUUUUAAUUUUUUUAGAGUUUUUUUUAUUUUUAUAAGAAAUUAUUUUAAGUAUUUAUUUUAAUAUUAAUAUUCACAGUGAUAUGACAAGUAUUUAUUUUAAUAUUUUUAAGUUUUUUAAUUUUUUGAGAGUUUUUUUUUAUUUUUAUAAGAGAUUAUUUUAAGUAUUUAUUUUAAUAUUAAUAUUCACAGUGAUAUGACAAGUACCUAUUUAUUUUAAUAUUUUUAAGUUUUUUAAUUUUUUGAGAGUUUUUUUUUAUUUUUAUAAGAGAUUAUUUUAAGUAUUUAUUUUAAUAUUAAUAUUCACAGUGAUAUGACAAGUAUUUAUUUUAAUAUUUUUAAGUUUUUUAAUUUUUUGAGAGUUUUUUUUUAUUUUUAUAAGAGAUUAUUUUAAGUAUUUAUUUUAAUAUUUUUAAUUUUUUGAGAGUUUUUUUUAUAUUGUUAUAAAAGAUUAUUUUAAAUGUUUAUUAGAAAAAUUUAUUUAGUUUUAUAUUUUAGAUUAAUAUACAUAUACAUAAAC